Messenger RNA from Caenorhabditis remanei, 315 nucleotides. RefSeq lists its product as uncharacterized. NCBI's taxonomy places the organism in Eukaryota, Metazoa, Nematoda, Chromadorea, Rhabditida, Rhabditidae. The record is from RefSeq and is a predicted model, not a curated record. Gene Ontology annotation, cellular component: nucleolus. The coding region runs from base 1 to 315 and encodes 104 amino acids. The transcript is spliced from 3 exons.
AUGAAAGAUACCGUAGUUAAAGGAUCGCUUAAGUUGAAGAAAGUUUCAACCGAAGCACCCAAGAAAGCGAAAAAAAGCAAACCAACAGUGGAUCCGAAGCAAGUUGAUAUGACAAUAAGAAGAAACGUGUCCAGCAGCGGACCACACAAAACCGAAGCUGAGCUUCGGUUUGAGGCGAGAAGGCAAGCAAAUAUGGCGGAGAGAAUGUUGAAGAGGGCCGCCGUGAGCCAUCGUGAGAAAGUAGAAAAAUUCAACAAGCAGAUGGAAGAAAUGACUGAGUUCAACGAUAUUCCAAAAGUAUCUUGGACCAAAUAA